UCCUGGGACGUCUCCCGGAACAACCGUCAGUCAUGUUUAACUUAAUCAAAAAGGACCGAGAGGGGUCCAGAAGGGACAAGAAGGAGAAGAAGGAGAAGAAGGAGCGGAUGUCGGCGGCCGAGCUGAAGAGCCUGGAGGAGAUGAGUAUGCGCAGGGGCUUUUUCAACAUCAGCCGGGGCUCCAAGAGGGACUCCAAGCACCGGCUGGAGAUCUCCAACCCCAUCCCCAUUAAGGUGGCCAGUGGCUCGGACCUGCACCUGACCGAUAUUGACUCGGACAGCAAUCGGGGUAGCAUGAUCCUGGAUUCAGGGCACCUCAGUACGGCCAGCUCCAGCGACGACCUCAAGGUCGACGACACCACCUUCAAGGGGUCUGUGCUGCAGCGGGCGGCCAAGUUCGGCUCGCUGGCCAAGCAGAACUCACAGAUAAUCGUCAAGAGGUUCUCCUUCUCGCAGAAGAGCCGUGACGAAAGUACCUCGGAAACCUCCACGCCGUCCGAACACUCAGCCGCCCCUUCCCCGCAGGUGGAGACACGGACGCUGGAGACGCAGCUCGCCAAACAAGGUUUGCCGCCGGGGCCUCUGCGUGCCCCGCUGGUGUCCGCCUCCCGAGCCCGGUUGCCCGAGGUGGUCAGCAAGAGGUUCCCGGCUGAGCUGAAGCUCCCAGCGGUGGUGGCCCCGGAGCCUCCGGUUCCCAGGCAGCUGGAGCUGCAGCGGCGCAACACGGGUGACUUUGGCUUCUCGUUGCGCCGCACCACUAUGUUGGACAGGACUGCGGACGGGCAGGUCUACAGGCGGGUGGUGCAUUUUGCCGAGCCGGGUGCCGGCACCAAAGAUCUGGCUCUGGGCUUGGUGCCGGGGGAUAGGUUGGUGGAGAUCAACGGCCGCAACGUGGAGAAUAAGUCCCGGGACGAGAUUGUAGAGAUGAUCCGGCAGUCGGGGGAGACGGUGCGUCUUAAAGUGCAGCCGAUCCUGGAGCUGAGCGAACUGAGUCGCUGCUGGCUGAGGAGUGGGGAGGGUCUUUGUAGGGCAGCCUUUGAUGCCAAGACGGAGGAACAGAUUGCUGCCGAAGAGGCCUGGUAUGAAACGGAUAAAGUGUGGCUGGUCCACAAAGAUGGCUUCUCCUUAGCCAGCCAACUGAAGACCGACGCUGCUGCCCUUCUCCCCGAUGGGAAAGUCAAGGUGAAGUUGGACUACGACGGGGCCCUGCUCGAAGUGGACGAAGAUGAUGUGGAGAAGGCCAACCCUCCCUCGUGCGACCGCGCGGAGGACCUGGCCAGCCUCGUCUACCUCAACGAGUCCAGUGUCCUGCACACGCUGCGCCAGCGCUACGGUGGGAAUCUCAUCCACACCUACGCCGGGCCCAACAUGGUCAUCAUCAACCCCCUCAGCUCUCCAUCCAUGUACUCCGAAAAGGUGAUGCACAUGUUCAAGGGAUGCCGCAGAGAAGACGCCUCCCCCCACAUUUACGCCGUGGCCCAGGCCGCCUAUCGCAACAUGCUGAUGAGCCGCCAGGACCAGUCCAUCGUCCUCUUGGGCAGCAGCGGCAGCGGGAAGAGCACCAACUGCCAGCACCUGGUGCAGUACUUGGCCACGGUGGCCGGCAGCUCCGGGAAGGUCUUCUCAGUGGAGAAGUGGCAGGCUCUCUACACCAUCCUGGACGCCUUGGGCAACAGCGGCACCAGCUUGAACGGCAACGCCACUCGCUUCUCACAGAUCAUCUCGCUGGACUUUGACCAGGCUGGCCAGGUGGCCUCUGCCUCCGUGCAGACGAUGCUGCUGGAGAAACUCCGGGUCGCCAGGCGUCCCGCCAACGAGGCCACGUUCAACGUCUUCUACUACCUGCUGGCCUGCCAGGACAACGCCCUCCGGACGGAGCUUCAUUUCAACCACUUGGCCGAAAACAACAUCUUUGGGAUUGUGCCUUUGUCAAAGCCGGAGGAGAAGCAGAAGGCGGCCCAGCAGUUCAGCAAGCUGCAGGCGGCCAUGAAAGUGAUGGGUGUUUCUGGCGAGGAGCAGAAGGCCAUCUGGCUUGUCCUGGGGGCGAUUUACCACUUGGGGGCCGCAGGAGCUACCAAAGCCGGGAGGAAGCAGUUUGCUCGCCACGAGUGGGCCCAGAAAGCGGCCUACCUGCUGGGCUGCACCUUGGAGGAGCUCUCCUCCUCCAUCUUCAAGAAUCAGCACAAGGGGACGCUGCAGAGGUCCACCUCCUUCCGCCAGGGACCAGAGGAAGGCGCUCUGGGAGACGGCUCGGGUCCGAAGACAUCUGCCCUGGAGUGCUUGGAGGGCUUUGCCUCGGCCUUGUACUCGGAGCUGUUCACGCUGCUCAUCUCCCUCCUCAACAGGGCUCUCAAAUCCAGCCAGCGCUCUUUAUGCUCCAUGAUGAUCGUGGACAGCCCAGGCUUCCAGAACCCCGAGAUGGCCGGGCAGAGCCGCGGGGCCACCUUCGAGGAGCUCUGCCACAACUACGCCCAGGAGCGCCUGCAGACGCUUGAAUCCACUUUUGUGCAGGAGCUGGAGCGAUACAAGGAGGAAAACAUAGCCCUUUCAUUAGAUGCCAUAGAGCCCAGUACAUCUGGCUCUGUAGCCACAAUAGACCAAGCGUCCCACCCGGCACUGGUCCGCUCACUCGCCCGGACAGAUGAGGCCCGCGGCCUGCUGUGGCUACUGGAGGAGGAGUCUCUUCAGCCUGGAGGCAACGAGGACACCCUUCUGGAACGGCUGUUUGCCUACUACGGCCCACAGGACGGGGACAAGAAAGGCCAGAACCCCUUGCUGCAAAGCAGUAAGCCACGACACUUCUUCCUGGGCCACAGCUACGGCACGAACUGGGUGGAAUACGACACAACCGGCUGGCUGAGCUAUGUCCGGCAGAAUCCCGCCUCCCAGAAUGCCUCACUUCUCCUGCAGGGGUCUCAAAAGAGGAUAAUCAGCAGCCUCUUUGCGGGCCGAGCCGGGAGCGGCAUGGUGUUGUCCGGGUCCAUCGCUGGCCUGGAGGGGGGCUCCCAGCUCGCCCUGCGCAGGGCCACGAGCAUGCGGAAGACCUUCACCACCGGGGUGGCGGCCAUGAAGAAGAAGUCGCUGUGCAUCCAGGUCAAGCUGCAAGUGGAUGCCCUCAUCGACACCCUCAAGAAAUCCAAGCUCCACUUUGUCCACUGCUUCCUGCCCAAGGCGGAUGGCUGGAGCGGGGACCCCAAGGGACCAGGUGCGCGGAGGGUCAGCACGAGUGAGCUGGACCUGCACGGCGAGCACUGCGAGGCCGGACUCAUGCAGCUGGACGUGCCCCUGCUGAGGGCCCAGAUCCGGGGUUCCCGCCUCCUUGAUACCCUUCGAAUGUACCGGCAAGGUUACCCUGAUCACAUGGUCUUUGCAGAGUUCCGACGGCGCUUCGAUGUCCUGGCCCCCCACCUGACGAAGAAACAUGGGCGCAAUUACAUUGUCAUGGAUGAGAAGCGGGCAGUGGAGGAGCUCUUGGAAUCGCUGGAACAGGAGAAGAGCAGCUUCCACAUGGGCUUGAGCCGGGUCUUUUUCCGGGCAGGAACGCUGGCCAAGUUGGAGGAGCAGCGUGACAAACAGAUGAGCAGAAACAUCACGCUUUUCCAGGCCGCCUGCCGGGGCUUCCUGGCUCGUCAGCAGUUCAAGAAGAGGAAGAUCCAGGACCUGGCGAUCCGCUGCGUUCAGAAGAAUAUCAAGAAGAACAAAGGGGUGAAAGACUGGCCUUGGUGGAAGCUCUUCACGACUGUCCGGCCCCUCAUUGAAGUUCAGCUCACCGAGGACCAGAUCCGGGGCAAAGAUGAGGAGAUUCAGCAGCUGAAAAGCCGGCUGGAGAAAGUGGAGAAGGAGCGCAACGAACUGCGGCUGACCGGUGACCGCCUGGAGAGCAAGAUCACAGAGCUGAACUCGGAGCUGACUGACGAGAGAAACACGGGAGAAUCCGCCUCCCAGCUCCUGGAUGCUGAGACAGCGGAGCGGCUGCGAGCAGAGAAGGAUAUGAAGGAGCUGCAGGCCAAGUAUGACGCCCUCAAGAAGCAGAUGGACUCCAUGGAGAUGGAAGUGAUGGAGGCCCGUCUCAUCCGCGCAGCGGAGCUCAACGGAGAAAUGGACGACGACGACUCCAGUGGCGAGUGGCGCCUGAAGUACGAACGCGCCAUGCGGGAAAUCGAUUUUACCAAAAAGCGCUUGCAGCAGGAGCUGGAGGACAAGCUGGAGGUGGAGCAGCAGAGCAAGCGGCAGCUGGAGAGACGGCUGACCGACCUGCAGGCCGACAGCGAGGAGAGCCAGCGCGCCCUGCAGACCCUGAAGAAGAAGUGCCAGCGCCUGACAGCAGAGCUGCAGGACACCAAGCUGCACCUGGAAGGCCAGCAGGGCCGGAAUCACGAGCUGGAGAAGAAGCAGCGCAGGUUUGACAGCGAGCUCUCGCAAGCUCACGAGGAGGCCCAGCGGGAGAAGCUCCAGCGGGAGAAGCUGGCCCGUGAGAAGGACAUGCUCAUCGCCGAAGUUUUCAGCCUCAAGCAGCAAGUGGAGGAGAGGGAGUCCAACAUCGCCCUCUACACGCAGAAGGUGGAGUCGCUGGAGGCCGAGCUGCAGGACCUCUCCUCUCAGGAGUCCAAAGACGAAGCCUCCUUGGCCAAGGUCCGAAAGCAGCUCCGGGAUCUGGAGGCCAAGGCCAAAGACCAGGAGGAGGAGCUGGACGAGCAGGCGGGCACCAUCCAGAUGCUGGAGCAGGCCAAGCUCCGGCUGGAGAUGGAGAUGGAACGGCUGCGGCAGACACACGCCAAGGAGGUGGAGAGCCGGGACGAGGAGGUGGAGGAGAUCAGGCAGUCCUGCCAGAAGAAGCUGAAGCAGAUGGAGUUGCAGUUGGAAGAGGAGUAUGAGGAGAAGCAGAAGGUGCUGCGAGAGAAAAGGGACCUGGAAAGCAAACUGGCCGCCGUCAGUGACCAGGUCAACCAGCGGGACUUCGAGACGGAGAAACGGCUGCGGAAGGACCUGAAGCGCACCAAGGCCCUCCUGACGGAUGCUCAAGUCAUGCUCGACCACCUGAAAAACAACGCACCCAGCAAACGGGAGAUUGCGCAGCUUAAAAAUCAGCUGGAGGAGUCGGAAUUCACGUGCGCCGCUGCAGUGAAAGCUCGCAAAUCCAUGGAGGUGGAGAUCGAGGACCUGCACUUGCAAAUCGAUGACCUUUCCAAGGCCAAGGGAGCGCUGGAAGAACAGCUGAGCCGUUUGCAGCGGGAGAAGAACGAGGUGCAGAGCCGCCUGGAGGAGGACCAGGAGGACAUGAACGAGCUGAUGAAGAAGCACAAGGCGGCCGUGGCCCAGGCCUCCCGGGACCUGGCUCAGAUCAACGACCUGCAGUCCCAGCUGGAAGAGGCCAACAAGGAGAAACAGGAGCUGCAGGAGAAGCUGCAAGGUCUUCAGAGCCAGCUGGAGUUCCUCGAGCAGUCCAUGGUGGACAAGUCGCUGGUCAGCCGGCAGGAGGCCAAGAUCCGCGAGCUGGAGACACGCCUGGAGUUUGAAAGGACGCAAGUGAAGCGCCUCGAGAGCUUGGCCACCCGACUGAAGGAGAACAUGGAGAAGCUGACGGAAGAACGAGACCAGCGGACGGCCGCUGAAAACCGGGAGAAGGAGCAGAACAAGCGGCUGCAGCGCCAGCUGCGGGACACGAAGGAGGAGACGGCCGAGCUGGCCAAGAAGGAAGCCGAGGCCAGCCGCAAAAAACACGAACUGGAGAUGGACUUGGAGAGCUUAGAAGCGGCCAACCAGAGCCUGCAGUCAGACCUGAAGCUGGCCUUCAAGCGGAUCGGGGACCUGCAGGCUGCAAUCGAGGAUGAGAUGGAAAGCGAUGACAACGAGGAUCUGAUCAACAGUUUGCAGGACAUGGUGACAAAGUACCAGAAGCGCAGGAAUAAGCUUGAGGGCGACUCGGACGCUGAUUCAGAGCUAGAAGACCGCGUGGACGGCGUGAAGUCCUGGCUCUCCAAGAACAAAGGCUCUUCCAAAACGGUCUCUGAGGACGGCAGCUUAAAGAGCAGCAGCCCCCCAGGCUAUCGGAAAUCGUUUACCUACGACAAGUCAGACGAGGAGCGAGACAUCUUUGACAGCGCUCUCAGGUCCAAGCGCUCCUCUCGGAGCUACCUGAGCGACAGCGACUCUGAGAGCAAGCCGACGACGGAAAGCACCGCAUAGCCCCAGGCGUGAGCACGCACUGACAGGCAGCAGGCCGCUUCCUGACAUCUCGGCCUGCCACCUCCCCUCUCGCGCAGUGGAUGGCCUCGCCAGGCACCCGGGCGCCCCUUUGGGUUCUCUCUCUGGCCGACGCGCUGCCUGGCAGUCUCGCCCUCCCUGCUGGUAGCGCAGGGUGACCGCUGUCCUGUUCCGCGACGGGGGAAAGGUGAAGAGUCUCCGAGACCCAGGAUUACGUCAAGCCUGACCACUGCUCCCCCGCAGGCGAGCCGUCCUGUGGCGCUCCUCUCCUGGCUCCUGUCUGCAGUUGGGGGGGGAGCUGCCAGCCUCCUCUUGGUGGGGCAUGUGAGUGUGGAGGUCCCCCCCCCCAGCAGUGCCCGCCCGCCCGCCUUUUUGUUGUAAUUUAAAUCCCAUCCAACCCUUGUGUGGUGUCCAAUGAGAGACGGAUCCCUCCCGUUCUCCUUUUUAAGACGUUUUUUAAGUUCAGCCAAAGACUUGUGUGCCCGUGUGCGGGCUCUCUCUCCUCCUCCCUCCCCCCUCCCCCCCCCGCAAGAGAGACCGAGAGAAAGCAGAGAACGAAGCUGGCAUGCCCUCUGAGCACUUGGACGCCGUCUGCCUCGUGGAUGGCCCACGUCUGUGAAUU
Messenger RNA from Gekko japonicus, 6825 nucleotides. RefSeq names its product myosin XVIIIA (gene MYO18A). Lineage: Eukaryota; Metazoa; Chordata; Lepidosauria; Squamata; Gekkonidae. Bases 33 to 6185 code for a protein of 2050 amino acids. Gene Ontology annotation, molecular function: cytoskeletal motor activity; protein binding; ATP binding. The record is from RefSeq and is a predicted model, not a curated record. Gene Ontology annotation, cellular component: myosin complex. The transcript is spliced from 40 exons.